ACAGAGCCACACCGAGGUCCCCUGCGCGCAUGAUCGCAAACUGUGGGGAACCUGGGCGGACAGAGCCAAGUCUUGCCCCUUCUGACCGGGAGAAACCACAAGCCCACGGGGAGGAAGACGUUGGGUACGGCGUCGACAGCAAAGACAGCGCGGACUCUGGCUAAUUCCUUGAGGUGGGAUUAGGCUCCCCGAUCAGAGGAGCUCGGAUCACACAGUUUCUCUUCUCUUCGCCUCUCCGCUCCUCUCCCGCUUGUCAAACCCCAAAUCCCGAGCAGCCGACGCGCGUACCUGGGAGGACCAAGGGGUUUGUUUAAGUGUCGGCGUUGUUUUCGGUUGGAGUACCACUCUCAGCAAACGCACACAAGUGGCCGAGCGACGCCCGAGUCCAGUCCAGGGACUACGGUGGUUGGAAACCCUCUCGGUUGUGCCUGCAAGCGGCUGCCCGCCCGCGCGUCGUCCCCUCCGAGCGGAGAGCAAAAGUGCCCAUAAAUCUGCUCCACCUGGACUCGGGACCCGAGCGAGGCGCUUCCUCGGUCAACCGCACUUGACAGGCGCGAGCAGGGGAGAAAAUCCUGGGAGGCCAAACUGCCACUUGAGCAGCCGAAGGGGGAACCGAAAAUCCGGCGACAAUGCCUCUCGCACAGAUCGCGGAGCCAUGGCCCACGAUGGAACUGGUGCAGCUUGAAACUGAGAAUGGCCAGAGCACAGCUGAGGACGGACUCACGGCUGGUCUCAAGAACGAGUCUCAUAUUACCUGGAUAGAGAGGGACUUUGCCAAUAUUAGAUGCCAGGAAGAUGGAGACAUCAAGGAGAUCAACAUUACCCAUGUGGUCAAAGAGGGCUCAGAGAAGGCUGAUGCCUCUCAGUUUGAACUGCUCAAAGUUUUAGGACAGGGCUCCUUUGGCAAGGUGUUCUUGGUGCGAAAGGUGACCCAUCCAGAUGCCAACCAACUCUAUGCCAUGAAGGUCCUCAAGAAAGCCACACUCAAAGUGAGAGACCGUGUGAGGACCAAGAUGGAGAGGGAUAUUCUGGCAGACGUCAACCACCCAUUUGUUGUCAAACUUCACUAUGCAUUCCAAACUGAAGGGAAGCUGUACUUGAUCCUGGACUUCCUCAGAGGAGGAGAUCUCUUCACUAGACUCUCUAAAGAGGUGAUGUUCACAGAGGAGGAUGUGAAGUUUUAUCUAGCAGAGCUGGCAUUAGGACUGGACCACCUCCAUAGCCUGGGCAUCAUUUACAGGGACCUUAAACCCGAAAAUAUUCUCCUGGAUGAGGAGGGACAUAUCAAACUCACUGAUUUUGGUUUGUGUAAAGAAGCCAUUGAUCAUGAGAAGAAAGCUUAUUCCUUCUGUGGUACUGUGGAGUACAUGGCACCAGAGGUUGUGAACAGGCAAGGACACACCCACAGCGCUGACUGGUGGUCAUUUGGGGUACUAAUGUUUGAGAUGUUGACAGGAGCGCUGCCAUUUCAAGGGAAGGACCGCAAAGAAACUAUGAACCUAAUUCUGAAGGCACGUCUGGGAAUGCCUCAGUUCCUGAGUGCAGAAGCCCAGUCUCUGCUUAGGGCUUUGUUCAAGAGGAACCCUGCCAACAGACUGGGAUCUGGUGCUGACGGUGCAGAGGAGAUCAAACGACACGGGUUCUUCUCCACCAUAGACUGGAAUAAACUCUUCAGGAAAGAAUUAAAGCCUCCAUUCAGACCAGCGGUGGCGCGUCCAGACGACACUUUCUACUUUGACUCUGAGUUCACGUCCCGUACCCCUAAAGACUCCCCUGGCGUCCCCCCAAGUGCCGGAGCUCACCAGCUCUUCAGGGGCUUCAGUUUCAUCGCGUCGACUCUGUUGGAAGAGGAAGGCUCAGUGGAGCCAGUGCAACCUCCACAAAACCCAGUGGUCCAGCAGUUACACGGGAAGAACCUGCUGUUCAGCGACGGCUACGUAUUGAAGGAAGAUAUCGGCAUGGGCUCCUUCUCCGUCUGUAAACGAUGUAUCCACAAAACCACCAACACAGAAUACGCCGUCAAGAUGAUUGACAAGACCAGUACAGACCCAUCUGAGGAGAUUGAGAUUCUACUAAGAUAUGGACAGCACCCCAACAUCAUAACACUGAAGGAUGUGUACGACAACGGUAAGCAGGUGUUCCUGGUGACAGAGCUGAUGCGCGGAGGCGAGCUGCUGGACCGGAUCCUCAAACAGAAGUUCUUUUCGGAGAGAGAGGCCAGCGCUGUGCUUCAUACCAUCACCAAGACUGUAGAGUACCUGCACUCACAGGGGGUGGUGCACAGAGACCUGAAGCCCAGCAACAUCCUCUAUGUUGACGAGUCCGGGAAUCCAGAGUCAAUCAGGAUCUGUGACUUUGGCUUCGCUAAGCAGCUGCGUGCCAACAACGGCCUACUGAUGACCCCAUGCUACACUGCUAACUUUGUGGCGCCCGAGGUGUUGAAGCGUCAGGGCUAUGAUGAAGGAUGUGACAUCUGGAGUCUGGGAGUCUUAUUGUACACCAUGCUGGCUGGUUUUACUCCAUUUGCCAAUGGACCUGAGGACACCCCCAACGAGAUCCUGAACAGGAUAGGCAACGGUCACUUUAGCCUGACUGGAGGCAACUGGGACACUGUGUCUGAUGCUGCCAAGGACCUUGUGUCCAAGAUGCUUCAUGUGGAUCCUCAUCAGAGACUGACUGCUAAGCAGGUCCUCAGGCACCCCUGGAUUGUCCAGAGAGACAAACUACCCAACAGUCAGCUCCCACACCAGGACCCCAAACUGGUCAAGGGUGCAAUGGCAGCCACCUACUCCGCCCUGAAGAACUCCCAACCAACUCCAGAGCUCAAGCCCAUCGAGAGCUCCUUCCUAGCCCAGAGGCGUGUCAAGAAGCUUCCCUCUACCUCCCUGUAGAGACUGAAAACAAUCGAACAUCUCACUGGAGACUGACCAAAACCGCACCUCCUGGCUCCAAACCACCCAGUCAGCUUGCUCGGGGACUCACUGUCCACUCGUCACUACCAGCCAAGGAACACUGACUGUGGUCCUGCCCCCAUUCUUGUGACGUCAGUUGUCCUGCUCUUGCUAUCAUCACGCCUUGUUCAGACUCAUCAGCUGCUGUUAGCCAGUCGCCUUGGACUAGGAAAAGGUAGUGAAGAUGGAUGGGGCGACGAGGCCAAA
Xiphias gladius (swordfish) is the source of this 3158-nucleotide messenger RNA. RefSeq names its product ribosomal protein S6 kinase a, polypeptide 1 (gene rps6ka1). Gene Ontology annotation, biological process: protein phosphorylation; intracellular signal transduction; positive regulation of DNA-templated transcription. The transcript has 23 exons. Bases 630 to 2891 code for a protein of 753 amino acids. The record is from RefSeq and is a predicted model, not a curated record. Gene Ontology annotation, molecular function: magnesium ion binding; ribosomal protein S6 kinase activity; ATP binding. NCBI's taxonomy places the organism in Eukaryota, Metazoa, Chordata, Actinopteri, Istiophoriformes, Xiphiidae.